Molecule: messenger RNA, 975 nt
Organism: Phanerochaete carnosa HHB-10118-sp
Lineage: Eukaryota; Fungi; Basidiomycota; Agaricomycetes; Polyporales; Phanerochaetaceae
Exons: 2
Coding region: 1-975 (324 amino acids)
Molecular function (GO): protein binding
Source: RefSeq, a predicted model, not a curated record
AUGGCGUCCGCUGGCCUCGCAAAACUGGCAUUGGCAGCUACCUCGCCGAAGCAGGAGCCGAAAGAAAUAUCUGCCGCAGAGAGCUCCGAGGACGAGCCACCCAUCGACAAGCCGCAUCCUUCCUUUGACUCUCCCGACGCAGACAUCGUCUUACGUUCAAGCGACAACGUUUCCUUUCACAUUCACUCCCUCAUCCUCACCUGCACCUCCGGAUUCUUCCAGACUCUGCUGUCUCUGCCACAGAACCCACCAUCCUACAAACGAUCUUCGUCUCCUAAUCCACCCGAAUGUCUCGAAGUAAUACAUCUGAUGGAGAGCGCCAAGGUGGUUGAGGGAUUGCUCAGCAUGUGCGCCGGCCGCGAGCUGCCUCAGCUCGAGGACUUUAGACAUGUCGAGGAGCUCCUGCACGCGGCGGAGAAGUAUGACAUGCCCGGGGCGCUGUCUAUCCUACGACUCGCCCUAACAUCCACUUCGUUACUUGACACGAAUCCGGUACGGGUAUACGCUAUCGCAUGCCAGUGGGGCUGGAAGGAGGUGGCCAGGGAGGCGUCGGCGAGGACGCUGGGCCUUGACCUCCUCGGACAGCCCUUACUCAGGGACCUCUCCCUCAUCGAGUCACCGCAUCUUGUCGCUCUCCUUCUCCUUCACCGUCGACGGCGCGACAUCCUUCGUUGCGGAAUCAACUCACUCGUGGAUUUCUACGCGAACAACCAACCCGGGCGUUGCUGCCAUUGUCAGCGAGAGGUCGCUCACGCAGAGUGGAUGUCUCUCAAGCACACGUGGCUGGGUGCCAUCGAGCAGAGGCCCGCAGACAUCGCAUCGGGUGCCGUCCUCCAGGACUCACAGCUGCAUAAGCUGUUCAGCGCGACGUGUCAACACUGCCAGAAGAAGCUCUAUAACCCGGAAGGCACCAUAUUAAAGCUUAAGCAGCUUCUCGAGCGGCUUCCCAAGGCGGUCGAGCGCACGCAGCUCUAG